Molecule: messenger RNA, 978 nt
Organism: Brettanomyces bruxellensis
Lineage: Eukaryota; Fungi; Ascomycota; Pichiomycetes; Pichiales; Pichiaceae
Exons: 1
Coding region: 1-978 (325 amino acids)
Biological process (GO): D-ribose metabolic process
Molecular function (GO): ribokinase activity
Source: RefSeq, a predicted model, not a curated record
AUGAUUACAAUUAUCGGCUCGCUAAAUCUUGACCUAGUGACAUACACGAAAGAGGCUCCUAAAGCAGGUGAGACUGUACAGGGUGAUUUUUUUGAAGAACAUCUUGGAGGAAAAGGAAUGAAUGAAUGUAUAGCGACGGCUCGUCUUUCAACUGAAAAUAAAAGGAAUCAAGUUCGGAUGUGGGGGUGUCUUGGCGAUGAUCGCCAGGCAGGGUUAUUUUUGUCUGGGUUACGCUCGCUAAAUGUGGAUACAAGCCUUUUAAAGCAGAUUUCAGGCGUUAGAACCGGUACUGCUUCGAUAACGGUUGAAGAAACCAACGGAGAAAACAGAAUCAUUAUCGUGAGUGGUGCCAAUGGGCAUUUGAGGCCCUCCGAGGCAGAUUUGGCUUCUGCGUUCGACCCAAAUGCUCUCAAAGGUGAGUAUGUUGUGCUUCAGAACGAAUUUCCGGAACCUUCCAAAGUUAUCAAUUGGCUUGCCAAGAACCGACCAGAGGUGGUGAAAUUUUACAAUCCAUCUCCUCUAAAGCCGGAGAUGAUGGAUAUGACCAUUCUCAAUAAAGUUGAGUAUUUGAUUGUGAACAGAGGUGAGGCGUGGAGUAUCGUUAAAGACAUUAAAGGAGAAAACAGCCACCAGGGCGAUGAAAAGGACGAAAACGAGCUUUUGAUCUCAAGGCUUCGGGAAUUUUUAGACAAACCGACGUUGAUCGUGACACUAGGAUCAAAGGGAUGCAUAUACAGCGUUUCCGGACAAAAGCCGGCGGAAUACGGGUUUGUUGCAAGCAGAAAAGUGACAAAUAUUGUUGAUACGACUGGGGCAGGAGAUACAUUUUUAGGAGCGAUUGUUGCACGACUUUAUGAUGGUGCAUCGAUUGGGGAAGCACUCCAAUUUGCAACCGCAGCUUCAUCGUUGGCUAUUCAACGCAAAGGAGCAGUGGAAGGAAUCCCGAUGUACUCGAGUGUGCAUGAGAUAAUGGACUAG